Molecule: messenger RNA, 1401 nt
Organism: Hydatigera taeniaeformis
Lineage: Eukaryota; Metazoa; Platyhelminthes; Cestoda; Cyclophyllidea; Taeniidae
Source: the annotation of a GenBank genome assembly
AUGCUCUUGGAGGGUGGUCUAGGCUUGCAUGCAUGUUCAUUUAGCGUGUACUGCGCUAUUUUUAUAUUCAUUUGGUCCCUCUUCCUAUGGGAAACAUACAUAAAUUUCCGGCAACUCAAAGUUGCCAAAAAGGUUACAGAAUCUCCUGAGGAGGUAAGGCGGUUCAUGAAUGAUGUUGAGUUUGACAAAUCUCGGCGCUACGCCAUUGAUAAAAUGAAUUUUGCUAUCAUUAGUGGAUUUUACAACAUACUCUCUUUGUCCGCCAUCUUGCAUUUUCAACUGAUUGCUUGGGUUUGGCACAAAUCUCAGGAACACGUGCUCUUCAUCUUUUCGCAUGUUCCGGGUUCGUUCAAUGUUACAGAGAGGAACGAGAUCUUAUUUUCUUUACUUUUUACUGUUUAUGUUGCUCUCUUCCAAUUUCUUGAGUCAUUGCCCUGGAGCUAUUACCGACAUUUUGUUAUUGAAGAACGCUAUGGAUUUAAUAAGCAAACAAUUGGCUUUUUCGCAAAGGAUAGACUAAAGUCCCUUGCCGUUGGCCUGGUCAUUGGUUUGCCGAUCGUGUCUAUGCUCGUUUGGAUUAUCAAUGCUGGUGGACAUUAUUUCUAUAUUUAUGCGUACGGGUUUACAUUUGUUGUUUCCUUUAUCAUAAUGUUUGUUUAUCCUGAGUUCAUUGCUCCAAUUUUCGACCACUACGAAUGCUUUCCAGACUGUGAGUUGAGGAAGAAAAUUGAGGAGUUGGCUGUCAGUAUUGAGUUUCCAUUGAAAAAGCUUUAUGUCGUUGAAGGUUCGAAGCGUAGCUCUCACAGCAAUGCGUAUUUCUAUGGCUUUGGGAAGAAUAAGAGGAUUGUCCUCUUUGAUACCUUAAUAAAAGGCUUUAAGAUGCCGGGUGCGAACGUGGACGAAAAAUCUGAUGAGACUCAAAAUCGUGGCUGCGGUGACGAUGAAGAAAUUCUUGCCACACUUGCUCAUGAACUCGGACACUGGAAGUUAAAGCAUGUGACAUUCAAUCUGAUCAUCGCACAGAUUAACAUAUUUCUCAUGUUUUUUGCUUUUGGUCAAUUAGUAAACGUCGACCACCUAUUUGUCGACUUUGGAUUCCCUCCUUCGACAGCUCCCACGCUGAUCCGUCUGAUUGUUGUCUUCCAAUUUGUUUUUAUGCCCUAUAGCUCAGUUUUGGAAUUUUUAUUGACAAUGAUUUCCCGCAAAUUUGAGUUCCAGGCGGAUGCCUUCGCCGUGGGUCUCAAGUCAGGAGAAAAGCUUAAAAGUGCUUUACUGGUACUGACGAAGGACAAUCUUUCUUUUCCCAUUUACGAUUGGCUUUAUUCCAUGUGUACUCACUCUCACCCGCCUGUUAUGGAAAGGCUAGCAGCAAUCGAUGCUAAAAUGGCGAAGAAAGAUUAA